CACCUGUUGCUGUGGAGACGCUCCCGAUGCGUUAUGACCACGCCCACAGAGAGGAGCAGGUGGCUGCGGUGGCAAUGGGAGGGCGGGUGACGCCUGAGAGGUUUGACUCCACCCUCGAUGGCUACUACACAUUGAGACUGAGAGCUCUCUCAGACGGAGUGCUGAUCGACGCCGUCUUCCUCCCCCAUGCCUCAUCUUCCUCUCCCGCUUCUCUCCUCUCGUCUCACUCCAACACCUGGACCUCCAUCUUAUCACACGGAGCCUUCUCCUCGCACACUCCUCCACCAUCACCAG
Messenger RNA from Haplochromis burtoni (Burton's mouthbrooder), 294 nucleotides. RefSeq lists its product as uncharacterized. The record is from RefSeq and is a predicted model, not a curated record. The annotation marks the transcript as partial. The transcript has 2 exons. Lineage: Eukaryota; Metazoa; Chordata; Actinopteri; Cichliformes; Cichlidae.